Messenger RNA from Canis lupus familiaris (dog), 985 nucleotides. RefSeq names its product MRT4 homolog, ribosome maturation factor (gene MRTO4). Gene Ontology annotation, cellular component: preribosome, large subunit precursor; nucleolus. Bases 92 to 814 code for a protein of 240 amino acids. Gene Ontology annotation, molecular function: RNA binding. NCBI's taxonomy places the organism in Eukaryota, Metazoa, Chordata, Mammalia, Carnivora, Canidae. The record is from RefSeq and is a predicted model, not a curated record. Gene Ontology annotation, biological process: nuclear-transcribed mRNA catabolic process; ribosomal large subunit assembly; rRNA processing. The transcript is spliced from 8 exons.
CCCCCGAGGGCCGUCCCAGAGGCCCCCGCGCCGCCGGGGUCCUAGCAGGCAGCGCCGCCUGCCGCCUGCCGCCGCACGUGCCUGCAGCGCGAUGCCCAAAUCCAAGCGCGACAAGAAAGUUUCCUUAACCAAAACUGCCAAGAAAGGCUUAGAACUGAAACAGAACCUGAUAGAAGAGCUUCGGAAAUGUGUGGACACAUACAAGUACCUUUUCAUCUUCUCCGUGGCCAACAUGAGGAACAGCAAGCUGAAGGACAUCCGGAACGCCUGGAAGCACAGCCGGAUGUUCUUUGGCAAAAACAAGGUGAUGAUGGUGGCCUUGGGUCGAAGCCCAGCUGACGAGUACAAAGACAACCUGCAUCAGGUCAGCAAGAAGUUGAAGGGUGAGGUCGGCCUGCUUUUCACCAACCGCACCAAGGAGGAAGUGAAUGAGUGGUUUACAAAAUACACGGAAAUGGACUUCGCUCGAGCAGGAAACAAAGCAACUUUCACCGUGACCCUGGACCCAGGGCCCCUGGAGCAGUUCCCCCACUCCAUGGAGCCACAGCUGAGGCAGCUGGGCCUGCCCACUGCCCUCAAGAGAGGUGUGGUGACCCUGCUGUCCGACCACGAGGUGUGCAAGGAGGGUGAUGUGCUGACCCCAGAGCAGGCCCGCGUGCUGAAGCUUUUCGGGUAUGAGAUGGCUGAAUUCAAAGUUACCAUCAGAUACAUGUGGGAUGCACAGUCUGGAAGGUUCCAGCAGAUGGGAGAGGACUUGCCCGAGAGUGCCUCGGAGUCUGCGGAGGAAGAAUCCGAAGGGGAGGACGAUGGCUGACAGGCCCUGGACCAGGACUGAGGGGCGCCACCCACUGGGCAAACAGCAGGGAGGGCGAGGGACGGACUGCUUUUCUGUAAGGAAUAAAGCUGUCUGCAGGGUGGCUCCCGUGGACAGCAAAGAGAGAACUUUUCCUAGGAAAAAGGCCUCAGCUUUGGGCUUUUGUUUUGA